AUGGCGGCCCGGCCCCCUUCCGCCUUUAGGGAGGCUGCAGUGGGUGACCCUACAAUAACAAACCGAGCAGGACCCUGCAGGGACCCCACUAACGACCCUACGCUGACAUGGACCCACGUCCGACGACCCUACAAUAACAACCCGCCACGGACCCACGUCCGACGACCCUACAAUAACAACCCGCCACGGACCCACGUCCGACGACCCUACAAUAACAAUCCGCCACGGACGCACGUCCGACAACCCUACAAUAACAACCCGGCCCGGACCCACGUCCGACAACCCUACGAUAACAAUCACCACGGACCCACGUCCGACGACCCUACAAUAACAAUCCGGCACGGACCCACGUCCGACGACCCUACAAUAACAAUCCGGCACGGACCCACGUCCGACAACCCUACAAUAACAACCCGGCACGGACCCACGUCCGACAACCCUACAAUAACAACCCGCCACGGACCCACGUCCGACGACCCUACAAUAACAAUCCGGCACGGACCCACGUCCGACAACCCUACAAUAACAACCCGCCACGGACCCACGUCCGACGACCCUACAAUAACAACCCGGCACGGACCCACGUCCGACGACCCUACAAUAACAACCCGGCACGGACCCACGUCCGAACGACCCUACAAUAACCAAUCCGCCCACGGACGCACGUCCGACAACCCUACAAUAACAAUCCGCCACGGACCCACGUCAGACGACCCUACAAUAACAACCCGCCACGGACCCACGUCCGACGACCCUACAAUAACAACCCGCCACGGACCCACGUCCGACGACCCCUACAAUAACAACGUGGUAUGGGCCCACACUGACCCCCCCUACAAUAACAACCCAGUCCUUCGGAAAAGGGAUUUCAUCCAGAGGGGUCAUGUCUCCCCACCUGCCGUGAGAUGCUUUUCCCCAUGGGGGACGGGUCGUGGCAGUGAAAUCAGCUCUGGUUUGGCAGAGCCGGCGUUUUCCCCUGCUCCCAGACGGGGCAGGGCCGGGCUCCCACUCAUCUCCUGGCUCCUGCCCGCCGGCCAUCGCGCCGCCGACUUGUCCGUGCUUGCCGGGCGGGAGGGCGGCGGCGCGCAUGGUUCUCCUCCUCCUCCUCCUCAAGGUCGGGCUGUGGGACCGAGCCCUGUCCCGCGGGGGACGCUGGCAGCUGGGCUGCGAAAUCCGGCCCAGCCCCGCGGGGGCGGCUGGGGUGGGACGGCAAGCACAGGUUCGGCGGGCGACCCGGUUGAUGGACCCAGCAGAAGCCAAAUGGAAGAAGGGCCAAUUAGUUAUGUCGAAGAAAGGCGGUUGAACGAGGGCAGCGGGCUCAGCCUGGUGAAUGGGGGCCGGCCGGAGGUGGGGGGCACCGCACUGAUGGAGCCGAGCGGCUGGUCGCCGGGCCAGCCGCCUGCCGCUGGUAAAGCCCACUUGGAAGACGUCAGAAACCUGGUGGCCUUUUCGGCGGUGGCCGAAGCCGUUUCCUCCUACCGGCUACCACCCCCGGGUUCGCCGUCGCUGCUGUACGAGAAGUUCGACUCAGAGAUGAGCCAGGGCGGGCUGAACGCGACAGACGGCGUGCCGCGGGGAGAGGAUCUGCAUGCCCUCAAGGCCGCCCUGGCUUUGGCCAAGCAUGGUGUGAAGCCCCCCAACUGCAACUGCGAUGGCCCCGAGUGCCCCGACUACCUGGAAUGGCUGGAGCAGAAGAUCAAGACGGCUCUCGGUGAAGAGCCGGCAUCACCGCGGCCCCGUGCUGCUGCCACCAACCCCCCGCCGGCCCCCCAGGAAGGUGCUAUUGACCCCCAGCCGGUGCCUGAGACCGUCGAGCCGUGCCCACCCGACGGCCUCCCCUUUUCCCAAAGCGCGUUGACCAUCGCCAAGGAGAAGAACAUCAGCCUGCAGACCGCCAUAGCCAUUGAAGCCCUGACUCAGCUCUCGGCCGCUCUCCCCCAGCCUGCUGGCGACGGCCAGCCCCCGCCGCCCCCACCACCCCCCGCUGCACCCUUCGGCCCCGGCCCCCUCGCCCCGCCGGGGGCCGCAUGGCAGCGGGGGGACGAGCCCCGUUAUCCGCCGGAGCCGGGAGCAGCACCGGAGCCGUUUUUUGGUGCAGCACCUCCCCGGGGAGGCUUUGCAGCGGCGUGGGGGCUGGAAGCCGAGGGGGCGGCGGGGGCUGGAGACCCCAUGGCAGAGCUGGAGCAGCUGCUGGGUAAUGCUGACGACUAUAUCAAGGCGGCUUUCAAGAGACCCGAAGCGACGGCUGGCAAAGUGACCGUGCCUAAAAUGGAGCCCCCCGAACGAGCGCCUGGCAAGGAUGCACCGGGCGGCCCUCGUUUGCCGCCGGCACUGCCGGAGCCCGACCUGCACAAGAAGACGCAGCUGGUCCUGCAGCAGCAUCUCCACCACAAGCGCAGCCUCUUCCUCGAGCAAAGCCUGGCAGCGGCGGCAGCACCCCCCGAUCGGCCGAGUGGCUGGUGGGCUCCCGGCACCCCGGCCGUGCCCCCCAAGCCCUUCGAAAAGCAGGCCAAAGAGAAGAAGAAGAAAACGCUGCCCGAAAAGCCCCCCCCGGCCAAACCGCUCCGUAAACAAGUGCAGAUCAAGAAGGCGAAACAGAAGGACUCGCAGCCACUCUUCCUGCCCCUCUGGCAAAUCAGCCUGGAGGGGUUUCGGGCGCCCGCCGAACCCCCCGCCGAAGAGAUGCAAACCGAACCGCCGCCGCCACCUGCCUUCCCGCUCCAGCCUCUUGCACUACCCCUGCCCGCCGCUUGCCCCCCGCCGCUGAACCCCCUCAACGGCGGCCCCCCGGCUCCCGACUCUCAGGAAAGGGGUGCCCCCGGGGGGGGCCCCCAAAUUCACCCGGUGCCGGCGGGCUCGACCGGCUCAGAGGAAGCACCGGCUGCGCCCCCGCCAGCCGCCCCGACCCCCAUUGUGGUGGAUGACAAGCUUGAAGAGCUCAUCCGGCAAUUUGAAGCUGAAUUCGGGGAGAAUUUCAACCUGCAGCCCCCCGAGACGCCUGCCCCGCUCGCCCCUGGGGCUUCCGAGCUGCCGGGGGGGCUGGCGCCAGCCCCACAAGUGCCCCCCACCGCCGCCGCCGCUGCCCCGGCUUCGAGCAGCGCUCCCCAAGCUGGACCCAAAAGCUUUUCAUUCUCGCCGGGGAAGGGGUCAGUUUCGGAGCCCCCCUUCACCGCCCGGUCCCCCAAACAGAUCAAAAUCGAGUCUUCUGGUGCUAUCACCGUGGUGUCUACCACGUGCUUUUACUCUGAGGAAAGCCAAAACCCGGACGCAGAUGAUGCCGACGGGACGCCCACCAAGGAUGAGGUGCCGCUGACGCCGACCCUGAGCGGCUUUUUGGAGUCGCCACUGAAAUACCUGGACACGCCAACCAAAAGCCUCCUGGACACGCCGGCCAAGCGGGCGCAAGCGGAGUUCCCCACCUGCGACUGCGUUGAACAAAUCGUGGAGAAGGACGAGGGGCCGUAUUACACCCACCUGGGCUCAGGGCCCACCGUGGCAUCCAUCAGGGAGCUCAUGGAGGAACGGUACGGCGAGAAGGGCAAGGCCAUCCGCAUCGAGAAGGUCAUCUACACAGGGAAGGAGGGGAAGAGCUCCCGGGGCUGCCCCAUCGCCAAGUGGGUGAUCCGGAGACACAACCAAGAGGAGAAGCUGCUGUGCCUGGUGCGGCACCGGGCCGGCCACCACUGCCAGAACGCUGUCAUCAUCAUCCUGAUCCUGGCCUGGGAGGGCAUCCCCCGCACGCUGGGCGACACGCUGUACCAGGAGCUCACCGACACCCUCACCAAGUACGGCAACCCCACCAGCCGCCGUUGCGGCUUGAACGACGACCGGACCUGCGCGUGCCAAGGCAAGGACCCCAACACCUGCGGCGCUUCCUUCUCCUUCGGCUGCUCUUGGAGCAUGUAUUUUAAUGGCUGCAAAUACGCCCGGAGCAAAACUCCCCGCAAGUUCAGGCUGGUGGGGGACAAUCCCAAAGAGGAAGAGCUGCUCCGGAAAAGCUUUCAGGACUUGGCCACCGAGGUUGCUCCGCUUUACAAGAGGCUGGCGCCGCAAGCCUACCAAAACCAGGUUACCAACGAGGACGUAGCGAUAGACUGCCGGCUGGGCUUGAAGGAGGGGAGGCCAUUCUCAGGAGUGACGGCGUGCAUGGACUUCUGCGCUCACGCUCACAAAGACCAGCAUAACCUCUACAACGGCUGCACGGUGGUCUGCACGCUGACAAAGGAAGACAAUCGCGUGGUGGGGAAAAUCCCUGAAGAUGAGCAACUGCACGUCCUCCCCCUCUACAAGAUGUCCAGCACGGAUGAGUUUGGCAGCGAGGAGAACCAAAACGCCAAGGUGGGCAGCGGGGCCAUCCAGGUGCUCACGUCCUUCCCCCGCGAGGUCCGCAAGCUGCCUGAGCCCGCCAAGUCCUGCCGGCAGAGGCAGCUGGAAGCAAAGAAAGCCGCCGCAGAGAAGAAGAAGCUGCAGAAAGAGAAGCUGAUGACGCCGGAGAAGAUCAAGCAGGAAGCGCUCGAGCUCCCCCCGCUCCAGCAAAACGCAGGUAUGGCAUUGAAGAGCGGGCUGCCCCCGCAGCCGCUGAAACCUUCCAUCAAGGUGGAGCCGCAGAGCCAUUACAACGCCUUCAAGUACAACGGCAACGCGGUGGUGGAGAGCUACUCGGUGCUGGGCAGCUGCCGGCCCUCCGACCCGUACAGCAUGAACAGUGUUUACUCUUACCAUUCCUACUAUGCACAGCCCAAUCUGCCUUCCGUGAACGGGUUUCACUCCAAGUUCGCGCUUCCCUCCUUCGGGUAUUACGGCUUUUCCAACAACCACGUGUUCCCCUCGCAGUUUCUGAAUUAUGGGGCACCUGAGAGGAGCGGGAGCAGCUGGGUGAGCAACGGCUACGAGAAGAAGCCCGAUGUCCCGGCGUUGCAGGAGAACCUCAACCAUGCCUAUGGGAAUGCCGAUUUCCCCGAGCCCAUCCCACACAGCGUCCGGAGCAAAAACCAUCACCAGCGCACCUAUGAGCGGGCUAACCGCUACGCCAGCCAGCAGAAAGCGGCGGCGGCGGCGGCAGCAGCCGGGGUGCACAGGACUAGCUCGGGCUCGGAGGAAGCGCCGCCGUUUGCACAGAACUGUUUCGGCAGCCGGCCCAUCAAGCAGGAGCCUCCGGACCCUCCGCCUGCCAUCGAGCCCCUUCCCGGCGCAGCGGCCAUGCCCAGCGCUGGCUUAGCCCUGCCAGCUAUCCCGACGCGCGGCGGGGGGCCGGAGCAGCGGUGGAGCCCCUUCAAAGCAUCCCGGGGCACGUCUUCCCCUGAGAGGACUAGCACGGCGGAGGGCUCGUGGAGCGCCCUGGCGCCGGGCUUGGGCGGGCGGGAGAAGCCAAGCGCCUUCGACGUGGCUGCGCGCUUGCCGCCGCCGGAGAAGCAGUGGCCCAACGUCCUGGCAGGAGAGGCGGCGGUGGCGCGCAGCUCGGGCUUGCUGCCGAAGCCGUGGAGCCCCUGCAAGCUCGGGGAGGCAGCGCUGGCUGGCACGGGCACCUCGAGCCUGCUGGGGCCACUGGGUUUCGGCUCGGCCCUGCCGGGGCUGCCCAGCUUCCCUGAGGAGCCGUGGGGCUCAGUGAAGGUGGAGGAGCGGAGGACGCCGGCGCCCAGCCCGGGGCUGCCAGAGAAACCAUGGGAGGCGGCGGUGGGUGAGAAGGGGGUGGCGGGGCCCUGCCGGGAGAAGCCGUGGGAUCCCUUCGGCCUGGAGGAGGAUCUGCCAGAGAAGGCAGUGAAGGAGGAGGAGGAGGAGGAGGAAGAGGAGGAGGAAGAAGAGGAGGAGGAGUGGUCGGACAGCGAGCACAACUUCCUGGAUGAGAACAUCGGCGGGGUGGCCGUGGCGCCUGCUCACGGCUCCAUCCUCAUCGAGUGCGCCCGCCGUGAGCUCCACGCCACCACCCCGCUGAAGAAACCCAACCGCUGCCACCCCACCCGCAUCUCCCUGGUCUUCUACCAACACAAGAACUUGAACCAGCCCAACCACGGCCUGGCGCUGUGGGAGGCCAAGAUGAAGCAGCUGGCGGAGCGGGCUCGGGCCCGGCAAGAGGAAGCGGCACGCCUGGGUCUCCCGCCGGACGCCAAAGCUUUCGCCAAGAAACGCAAGUGGGGCGGCGCGUUGGCGACCGAGGCACCCAGCAAGGAGAGGAGGGACUCGGUCCCCACACGGCAGGCGGUGGCCAUCCCCACCAACUCCGCCAUCACUGUGUCCUCCUAUGCCUACACCAAGGUGACGGGCCCCUACAGCCGCUGGAUCUGA
This is a messenger RNA of Gavia stellata (red-throated loon), 6282 nucleotides long. It is a transcript of the gene TET3, whose product is annotated as tet methylcytosine dioxygenase 3. The record is from RefSeq and is a predicted model, not a curated record. Gene Ontology annotation, biological process: oxidative demethylation; positive regulation of transcription by RNA polymerase II. Gene Ontology annotation, molecular function: DNA 5-methylcytosine dioxygenase activity. NCBI's taxonomy places the organism in Eukaryota, Metazoa, Chordata, Aves, Gaviiformes, Gaviidae. Gene Ontology annotation, cellular component: nucleus.